Neurospora tetraspora is the source of this 2340-nucleotide messenger RNA. Its product is annotated as amino acid permease-domain-containing protein. Gene Ontology annotation, cellular component: membrane. Gene Ontology annotation, molecular function: amino acid transmembrane transporter activity. The transcript has 3 exons. Gene Ontology annotation, biological process: amino acid transmembrane transport. Bases 110 to 2014 code for a protein of 634 amino acids. Lineage: Eukaryota; Fungi; Ascomycota; Sordariomycetes; Sordariales; Sordariaceae. The record is from RefSeq and is a predicted model, not a curated record.
GCGCUGAACACACUCACUCACCGCACACUCGGCUUUCCGAAAAAGGAAUCCGGCGGGCGGGCAUUGAUUUGGUUUAGAGUCGCAGGCAUUCAAUCACAUCACCGCGAAAAUGGCGCCAUCAGGUGGUGCCUCCAAAAGGGACGACGAUGCCCGCAGUGGGCUUCUCAGCGACAACAACAACAACAGCGGCGGACGCGGCGACUCCAAAGCAGCAAUGACGGGUGUUGUGAACUACCACACCAUCAACAACAAUCGCUACGUUGACAGUCCCCGAUCAUCCGCAGACCUGACCUACCUCGAUCCCGAGCCCUUGUACGACUCCUCCGACAACGACGACACCAUGGGUUCCUCCUCCUCCUCCUCCUCCUCACCCAUCUUGGAGUCCCAGCAGCACCUUCCCCGGGCCAGACGUCAAGGAGGAGACCAAGAUGGCAGCCCCGACGACUCAGCCGACCUCCUAACCACCACCGAAUCCCGCUCCCUCACCCGCGGCCUCGCCCAGCGCCACCUCUCCAUGCUCGGCAUCGCCGGCUCCAUCGGCACCGGUUUGUUUCUAGGGCUAGGCGGGGCCGUCGCGCGUGGCGGCCCCCUCGGCGCCUUAUUGGGGUACUUUAUCAUCGGCCUGAUCGUGUGCGCGGUGCAGUUCGCUUUGGGGGAGGUGGCUUCCCUCUUACCCGUCACGGGCAGUUUUGUAAGGCAUGCAGAGUUUCUGGUCGAUCCGGCGUGGGGAUUCGCGAUUGGCUGGAAUCUGGUGUAUGGAAAUGUUUUGUCUAUACCGAGUGAGAUCACGGCGAUUUGUGUCUUGUUUGAGUAUUGGACUGAAGGCCGCAUAAGUCCGGCGGUGUUUAUCGUUUUCUUUGUGGUGGUUACGGUCGGGAUGGGGAUGGCGCUGGUGAGGGUGUUUGGGGAGGUGGAGUUUGUUUUUGCUUUACUAAAAGUGGUGUUGGUGGUGUUUUUGAUUGUGCUGGGACUGGUGAUUGAUUUGGGCGGGAUCCCGGGCACGGAGAGGAUCGGGUUUAGGUAUUGGAAGAGUCCGGGGCCGUUUGUGGAGUAUAUUGCCACGGGGGAUUGGGGGAGGUUUUUGGGGUUUUGGAGCGUCAUGACCGGCGCGGUGUUCUCGUUUGCGGGCGUGGAGAGUCUGGCGAUGGCGGCGGCGGAGACGAGGAAUCCGCGGAAGGCGAUACCCAGGGCUUGCAAGCGCGUGUUUGCGAGGGUGGUGUUGUUUUAUAUGCUGGCGGUGCUGGUGGUGGGGAUGUUGGUGGCGAGCGAUGAUCCGAGGCUGGAUGGCAGCGGGGAUAGUGUUGCUCAAAGCCCGUUCGUGAUCGCGGCUUCGGCGGCGGGCAUCAAGGCGAUUCCGUCGGUGGUGAACGCCAUUGUGAUCACUUCGGCGUGGUCGGCGUCUAACCAGAGCUUGUUGGCGGGCACGAGGGUGUUGUAUGGGCUGGCGCUCAAGGGACAGGCACCCAAGAUCUUCUUGCGGACCACGUCGUGGGGGACACCCUACAUGUGCGUACUUCUGUUUGGAGUCUUCAUGUCUCUCAGCUUUAUGAGCCUGUCGGAGCGCGCUAUCAACGUGUUCUGGUGGUUGGUACGCUUGACAUCGGCGGGAGUGUUGGUGUCUUGGUCAUCCAUCUUGGUGAAUCACAUUCGCUUGAGAAAGGCGAUGGACAGGCAAGGCAUCGCAUAUACGAGGCUGCCAUGGUCCAGCUGGUGGACUGUCUACAGCUCACCCGUAGCCCUUUUCAUGUGCAUCAUCAUUCUCCUGACAGGAGGUUUCAGCGUCUUUACCAAGGGUAACUGGGAUGCCGCCACGUUUGUCUCUUCUUACUUGGAUAUUCCGAUCGUCCUCAUCGCCUAUCUGGCUUGGAAGUUGUACAAAAAGACCAAGGUCGUGUCACUCGACGAUAUACCCCUCGAUAUUGCCUUUAAGCAAGCCGAAGACGCCAUUUUCGAGGAACCCGAAGAAGGCAAGACAAAAGGGUGGGUACGAGCUGUUAGUUGGAUAUGGGAUUAGAAGAGGCGUUUACGGCUUGGUACGUUCACGCAACGCUACGAUACCGAUGAUGACGAUGACUUAUGCAUUUACACAGCCACAAUAUAGAAUUAUGCAUCUUGACAUUUUCAUCCCUCCUUCAAAGAUUCUUACCGUGUGCUAAUAAAGUAUCUGCAGCAGGUGGGUAUGUAAUUUGGCUUUUUCCGGAGGCCAACGCGGGUGAAUAUGGAUAAUUAACAAAACCACUUUAUUCUACAGGCGGCAUCCAUUGGACCAUCAACACGGCACCGGCCCCGGCUACCAGUCCUAUAGCGAAUACAUUGUGCAUUAUUCGGGACGGCAUAUCA